AUGAAAGACCAUUAUAUUAAUAUAUUAUUGUUUGCUCUUCCAUUAAAUAUAUUGGUAUAUAAUCAAAGGAACUAUUACAUUACACCACGUCAUACAGAAACCAACAGAUCUUUAUGUGAAUGUGAAUUAUAUUCACCUACGAACUAUGAUAGUGAUCCCGAAAUGAAAAGGGUAAUGCAACAAUUUGAGGAUCGUACAACACAACGAUUUCACGAAUAUGACGAAAAGAUGCAAAGUAAACGAAUACAAUGUAAAGAUCGAUGUGACAAAGAAAUUCAAAAAAUUAUUUUAAAAGAUAAACUCGAUAAGGAACUAACAGAAAAGUUUGCUACGCUACACACGGAUAUACAAAAUGAUGCUAUUCCCACAUGUGUUUGCGAAAAGUCGUUAGCAGAUAAAGUGGAAAAAACAUGUUUGAAAUGUACCCAAAAUUUGGGAGGGAUUGUUGCACCCUCUUCAGGAGUAUUAGGAGGAAUUGGUGAAUUUGAGCUAAGUGUUUGGAAACCUGCGGCAUUGGCAGCUGCUAAGGAAUUUGCCGAAAAAGCCGGUGCAGCUCAGGGUGCUAUUGCAGGUAAUGCCCAUGGUAUGAAAAUAGUUAUUUAUUAUCUAAAAGAUUGGGGUAUACAGCAAUGUUGUCCUGAAAUAUUUAAUCCCUUUGUUGCUAAAAACAUUUAUACUGAAGUCGCAAAUAUUUCUGGUGAUAUUAUUGCCAAAUAUAGUGCGAAGUGUGCGGAUACGGUCACUGGUGGUAAUUCUAUGUGCAAAGCAUUUUGUCUUAAAUUAGGCACAAAUAUUGCACAUGGUGGAAGAACUCUUUCAGUAGAUCAUAUUGUACAAUUAAAGAUAAAAGGACUUGUUGAACGAGCUGAUCAAGCUGUCGCUCACGUUACCAAGACUACUAGUGAAACUGUUACUGCUGCAAUAAAAGCUCGAGAGACCGCUUUGAUAGAAGGUAGAUUUGAAAGUUCCAUUACUUCUAUAAAUGCUUCGAUUAUUGCAAUUAUAGUAAUCGUUUUAAUUUUGGUAAUAAUAUAUUUAAUUUUACGUUAUAGAAGAAAAAAAAAAAUGAAGAAAAAACUGCAAUAUUUGAAAUUAUUAAAAGAAUAG
Messenger RNA from Plasmodium falciparum 3D7, 1107 nucleotides. Its product is annotated as rifin. The transcript has 2 exons. Lineage: Eukaryota; Apicomplexa; Aconoidasida; Haemosporida; Plasmodiidae. Bases 1 to 1107 code for a protein of 368 amino acids. The record is from RefSeq and is a predicted model, not a curated record.